This is a messenger RNA of Arachis duranensis, 3641 nucleotides long. Its product is annotated as ATPase 11, plasma membrane-type. The transcript has 20 exons. The record is from RefSeq and is a predicted model, not a curated record. Lineage: Eukaryota; Viridiplantae; Streptophyta; Magnoliopsida; Fabales; Fabaceae. Gene Ontology annotation, biological process: proton export across plasma membrane; regulation of intracellular pH. Gene Ontology annotation, cellular component: plasma membrane. Gene Ontology annotation, molecular function: ATP hydrolysis activity; ATP binding; P-type proton-exporting transporter activity. The coding region runs from base 546 to 3497 and encodes 983 amino acids.
UGUAUGUUAUGUAUUCCUCUUUCUCUCUCUACCUUACAGCCAUAGCCAUAGCCACACCCACAAACAUGGAACGUCGUUGCUGAACUUGCAUUUCCAUACAAGGUUGUCUACCCCUUUGUGUCCCUCUUUCUUUCUCUCUCUGUUUUUUUUUUUGGCUCUGAAGAACACUGCAUCUUUUUCUUCUUCUUCUUCUUCUUGUCUUUAGUUUCAUCUCAAUCCUCACAACUAGCUUGUCCUACUCCUACCCUUAACCAUACACACUUUCUUUUCUUUCUUUCUUUCUAUAUCUUUUCUUUUUUCAUUUUUAUGUGUAGUUUGUCACACUUUUUUGUUUACUUGUAGUUUGUACUUUUGCCAACUCUCUCUUUGGUUGGUGCAAUCCACGCACGCUAUCUCUCUCCUAAUUUUCUGAACUGUUUUGUUUGUAGUAACUCCUCAGAGAGAGAGAGAGAGAGAGAGAGAGUAAAAGUUUGGUGACUUACAAAGAGAUAGAGAGAGAGAAUAGAACUGGAACUGGCACGGGUAGAUAGAAGAAGAAGAAGAAGAUGGGGGACAAAUCCGUGGAGUUAGAGGCUGUUCUCAAAGAAACUGUGGAUUUGGAGAACAUACCCAUUGAGGAAGUUUUUGAGAAUCUGAGAUGUAGCAGAGAAGGUCUCAGCAGCAAGGCUGCUGAGGAAAGACUCGCCAUUUUUGGCCACAACAAGCUUGAAGAGAAAAAGGAGAGCAAGUUUUUGAAGUUCUUGGGAUUUAUGUGGAAUCCUCUUUCUUGGGUUAUGGAGGCUGCUGCUAUAAUGGCAAUUGCUCUUGCCAAUGGAGGGGGUAAGCCUCCUGAUUGGCAAGACUUUGUUGGUAUUAUCACUUUGCUUGUCAUCAAUUCAACCAUCAGUUUCAUAGAGGAGAACAAUGCUGGUAAUGCUGCUGCAGCUCUCAUGGCUCGUCUCGCUCCGAAAGCAAAGGUUCUUCGUGAUGGUAGGUGGAACGAACAAGAUGCCGCAGUCCUGGUUCCUGGUGACAUCAUCAGCAUCAAACUUGGAGAUAUUAUCCCUGCAGAUGCUCGCCUUCUCGAAGGUGAUCCUUUGAAAAUUGAUCAGUCUGCACUUACCGGUGAGUCCCUACCAGUGACAAAGGGUCCCGGUGAUGGUGUGUAUUCUGGUUCAACCUGCAAACAAGGAGAGAUUGAAGCUGUGGUCAUCGCUACCGGUGUUCACACCUUCUUUGGGAAAGCUGCUCACCUUGUAGAUACUACUAAUCAAGUCGGUCACUUUCAACAGGUCUUGACUGCAAUUGGUAACUUCUGCAUAUGUUCUAUUGCUGUGGGGAUGAUCAUCGAGAUCAUUGUUAUGUAUCCCAUUCAAGAUAGAAAAUAUCGUCCGGGAAUAGAUAACCUGCUUGUGCUUCUUAUUGGAGGAAUUCCAAUUGCCAUGCCGACGGUUUUGUCCGUGACCAUGGCUAUUGGUUCUCAUAGGCUCUCUCAGCAGGGUGCUAUCACAAAGAGGAUGACAGCCAUUGAAGAAAUGGCAGGCAUGGAUGUUCUUUGUAGUGACAAGACUGGGACUUUAACACUAAAUAAGCUUACGGUCGACAAAAAUCUUGUCGAGGUUUUUGCAAAAGGAGUGGACCCGGAUACUGUUGUUUUGAUGGCAGCUCGAGCUUCAAGACUUGAGAAUCAAGACGCCAUAGAUACUGCCAUUGUUGGGAUGCUGGCUGAUCCAAAGGAGGCACGUGCCGGUAUACAAGAAGUGCAUUUUCUUCCUUUCAAUCCAACUGAUAAGAGGACUGCAUUGACCUAUAUUGAUCAAGAUGGCAAAAUGCAUAGAGUAAGCAAAGGUGCACCCGAACAGAUCCUACACCUUGCCCACAACAAAUCAGACAUCGAACGCAGAGUUCAUGCAGUGAUUGAUAAGUUCGCAGAGCGCGGUCUGCGAUCUCUUGCUGUAGCAUACCAGGAAGUUCCCGAUGGAAGGAAAGAAAGUGCUGGAGGCCCAUGGCAGUUUAUUGGCCUUAUGCCUCUCUUUGACCCACCUAGGCAUGAUAGUGCCGAAACAAUACGGAGGGCACUAAAUCUCGGAGUAAAUGUCAAAAUGAUUACAGGUGAUCAACUAGCUAUAGGAAAGGAAACAGGACGACGCUUGGGAAUGGGUACCAAUAUGUACCCUUCAUCUGCUUUACUUGGACAGGACAAGGAUGAAUCCAUUGCUGCCUUGCCCAUUGAUGAACUAAUCGAAAAAGCCGAUGGAUUUGCUGGUGUAUUUCCUGGUAUGUCUCAAUACUAUCCCGGGGAUUUCACGUGUACUCGAAUAAGUAUUGAUAUGAUUGUUGUUUUAUAUUUUUGGUCAGAGCACAAGUACGAGAUUGUGAAGCGUUUGCAAGCGAGGAAACAUAUCUGUGGAAUGACUGGUGAUGGAGUGAAUGAUGCACCUGCUCUAAAGAAGGCAGACAUUGGUAUAGCUGUCGCCGACGCCACGGAUGCUGCUCGUAGUGCAUCUGAUAUUGUUUUAACAGAACCUGGUCUUAGUGUUAUCAUAAGUGCUGUUUUGACCAGCCGAGCUAUUUUCCAGAGAAUGAAAAAUUAUACAAUUUAUGCUGUCUCAAUCACAAUUCGUAUCGUGCUCGGUUUCAUGUUGCUGGCUCUCGUAUGGAAGUUUGAUUUUCCACCUUUUAUGGUUCUUAUUAUUGCUAUCCUGAAUGAUGGUACUAUUAUGACAAUUUCAAAGGAUAGAGUAAAACCGUCACCACUGCCGGAUAGCUGGAAGCUAGCAGAGAUAUUUACUACUGGCAUUGUGCUCGGAAGUUACUUGGCAAUGAUGACUGUCAUUUUCUUUUGGGCUGCAUACAAGACAAAUUUCUUCCCGCGAGUGUUUGGUGUUUCAACCCUUGAAAAAAGUGCUCAUGAUGAUUUCCGAAAACUCGCCUCAGCAAUUUAUCUUCAAGUGAGCACCAUUAGUCAAGCUCUUAUAUUCGUGACUCGUUCUCGAGGCUGGUCAUAUGUCGAGCGUCCGGGAUUAUUGCUGGUGGUUGCUUUCGUAGUUGCUCAGCUGAUCGCCACGUUGAUCGCAGUAUAUGCAAACUGGAGCUUUGCCGCGAUCGAAGGAAUAGGAUGGGGUUGGGCUGGUGUAAUAUGGCUGUAUAACAUAAUAUUCUACAUCCCUCUUGAUAUCAUCAAAUUCUUGAUUCGCUAUGCUUUGAGUGGAAGGGCUUGGGAUCUUGUCAUUGAGCAAAGGAUUGCAUUCACUAGGCAAAAGGACUUUGGGAAAGAACAAAGGGAACUUCAAUGGGCACAUGCUCAAAGAACACUGCAUGGAUUGCAAGCCCCUGACACUAAGAUGUUCACUGAGCGCACGCAUUUCAAUGAGCUCAAUCAAAUGGCCGAAGAAGCUAAGAGGAGAGCCGAAAUUGCGAGGUUGAGAGAGCUCCACACACUGAAAGGUCAUGUGGAAUCAGUUGUGAGAUUGAAGGGUCUGGACAUAGACACAAUUCAGCAAGCAUACACAGUCUGAGAGGUUUUGUUGCAUAGUGAUGAUAAUAUUAUUAUUAUUAUGAUUAUUGUAAAGGAUUGAUAGUUAUUAUCGCUGAGAGGGAGAUAAUGUAAUGAAUGAAUGAUUGCACUCUCUAGUGUUUUUAUUAUAUUUUUUUUAUUGUGA